Messenger RNA from Fimicolochytrium jonesii, 2587 nucleotides. RefSeq lists its product as uncharacterized. The record is from RefSeq and is a predicted model, not a curated record. NCBI's taxonomy places the organism in Eukaryota, Fungi, Chytridiomycota, Chytridiomycetes, Spizellomycetales, Powellomycetaceae. Bases 113 to 2479 code for a protein of 788 amino acids. The transcript is spliced from 11 exons. Gene Ontology annotation, biological process: positive regulation of TOR signaling. Gene Ontology annotation, molecular function: protein binding.
CAAAUGUACAAAAGCUUGGUGGGUGCUCGCAUUCCCACGUCUACCACGUGGAAGAGGGGAGGUGUAACAGGGAGUUCGUUCUCCGCCAUCAGAACGGAUCCUCACGGAACAUAUGCGAGCGGUAAACCGCAUUUGUUUUCAUCCGACCGAGCCUGUGCUACUACUGAGUGCUUCGCAGGAUGGAUCGAUGAGACUGUGGGACCUGCGAGCAAAAAGCAUCGCUCGAAACAGCUUUGAAGGGAAGGCGGAGAGUGUGCGCGACGUCCAGUUCAGCCCAUCUAGUCCAUUCGAGUUUGUUGCUGCGUUUGAAAACGGGAAUGUCCAGAAAUGGGACAUCAGGUUUCCCACCCAGUAUGAACGCAAGUGGAAUGCGCAUAAUGGCUUUGCCCUAGCGGUCGAUUGGCAUCCCGAUGGGAGAUGGGCUGCGAGCGGAGGGAGGGAUCGGCUGAUCAAGGUGUGGGAUAUGAAAUCCGUCAGCCGCGUACCUUUGUACACGAUUCAAACCAUUGCGCCCGUCGCGCGAGUCAGUUGGAGGCCAGGGCAUGAGACGCAGCUUGCCAGUUGCGCGUUGUCAACCGACUACCGCAUUCAGACCUGGGACGUGGCCAGGCCUUACAUUCCUGUGCGGACGCUGGACGCACAUGACGGCGUAACAACCGGUUUCCUGUGGCGUGACGCCAAUACCGUGUGGUCAUGCUCUAAGGAUCGCUCUUUUGCUCGCCAUGACAUCCGAGAUGCUCACGAACCAUUGAGAUACCUCAACACGAGCGUCGCUGGAUUCAAUGUUGCAGGCGAGCUUGCCUUUGCUAUUGAUGAUCGACAAUCCGACAGUCCUGCAGAGGAGAACCGCUCGGCGCCAAUUGCACCAUCCUAUCCACUGCGACGAGCGCUGCGCCGAGCGGCUACCGACAAACCCAUCGAAGAUGAGAGGGUCGCGCAGUACAAACCUCGGCAAAAGGUGGGAACCGCCGAUACCGAAACCUUUCAUCACGAAGCCUUUGUUAUUUUGGCGGAGGAGCUCUGUAUUGGAAAUGAAGACCCGUGGGAGAGUUGCGAUUCCAACGCGCAGCUUGCACUUGAGCUAGGCCUACACCGCAGUGCACAGACUUGGAGAACCUUGCAGUUGCUCUAUGGAACGCCGGAGCCGCCAGCUCGCAAUCUCACCGCCCUCUUCUAUCAAAACUCUGAAGACCAAGCCAAGAGAAGCAGACAGAGCUCGUUGUCCAGGGAUCCUGUGUCAGCCCUGUUCGACCCGGUGGAUCCUCCAAGGCUGGAUGGCGCCCCUCAGCUGGGCCAAAGUGAUAAACUUGACAUACCCGAUUCCUCUGAGAUGGAGAACGUCACCAUUGGAAGUACGAAAUCUGAUUCAGCGCUCCUGAAGGAGAAAGCUACCACUGCCCCAAACGACAACUGGCUCAACAACUACACCUCACACACCGGAUUCCGCCACUCUCACGGACAUGACGCUACAGUUGGGGGCGAAUUGGUCCCCAGCGAACUAGCACACGGGGGCCAGCAGGAUGAUGAUGGCUACCUCUCCGAUGAUUCCGAAUUCGAUGGUUCGUCGUCGGACUCUGAGCAAGGGUUCACUUAUGGUCUGAAAAUCGGGGCAGGGCGUCGCACCCUGGCGAGGUUCGGGAUCGGCAUCAAAGCCAACAAAUCUCGCUUUGGAGGCAAAUCUCUGAGAUCCAGUACUGGUAGUCGGGAUCGACGGCCCAAAGACACUCUGGAUCUCCUCACUUCAAAUAAGAUCCUGGACGCGGGUUCUGUGGCGAGUGGCUUGAAAGCUGAUUCCGCCGCCCCGGCUUCCAGUCAAUUCGCGCCCUUCGCAGCUCUACAGACGAAGUUGAAAGGCGAUGAGAUGAAAUCUUUACGACCCAUUCGCGAUUUUCUUGUUCCCUCGUGGAAUCACGAGCCGAUUGGCAACGUCCAGAUGUGCGUGGCCAUCGUACUCAUCCUGAAGAACAAGCUACGCGUCGAUGAGGACCGUGUCAAAGUGUGGUUUUGGUCAUAUAUCGAUUUGCUCCACAGGUUCAAGCUCUGGGUCCCUGCGACCGCCAUCAUACGAGCGUGUCGCAUCCCAGUUGUUGAAGCACGCAACCAGGAAUCGACGACCAUCCACACCAUUUGCAAUCACUGCCACAAGCCCAUGACCAAUACGUCCGGCCCGAUCUGGGGAUGCGAGAAUUGCGGAAAGUUGGUCAACCCUUGUUCCCUUUGUCAUAGGACCACGAAAGGACUCUACGUCUGGUGUCAAGGCUGUGCCCACGGUGGACACUUGGCUUGCCUGCAAGAAUGGUUUUCGGCAAACCUCGAUUGUUGCACCGGCUGCGGACAUCAAUGCAUAUUUCGAUUUUUCGUUGAUCCGACAAACGCGCGUCCGGGAACGAACGGGGAUGUCGCGGGGAUACCGUCUUCGCUCUUUCUCAGCGGAAACAACUCCAUCGCGAUCGGUUCUUCCUGGCUUACGGAAACGUGAAUGCGAUUGUCAACGAUUUUCGACAUCGUGACUGUGGAACUUGCCGAUACCACCCAUAGGGAGGUCACCUUCACGUAAGGCGAUUGAUUGAGCGCGAUGGUGCGCGAC